Molecule: messenger RNA, 5896 nt
Organism: Zootermopsis nevadensis
Lineage: Eukaryota; Metazoa; Arthropoda; Insecta; Blattodea; Termopsidae
Source: RefSeq, a predicted model, not a curated record
UGUUGGCAGACGAUUACUUUGCAGGACUUAAAUAUUUUAAAAGUAUACAUGAAAAUUGUAUAAACAGACAAAGGUCACAGUACUAUAAUAAGUGAAACGCAAGCUGUACUCAAGAAAGUAUAUUUUGCAGGUUCAUUAUGUCUGAUGCGAAGGGUAUUGAUGACGAAGAUGUGCCAGAAGAUAAAAAGGCAGAGCUUGUGGAAGGGAGUGGUCAACAGUCAAUGGAAGAAGUAGAUGAAAGAGAACAAAUACAAAAAGAGGAAGGCAUUUCAAAAAUAUUAAGUUCUGAUGAUUUCGUCUCAAAACCUUUCUUCAGAAAAGAGUUUACUGUGCCUGAAGAUAUUCUUGUCUUCCACCAUUCCUAUGGUUAUGACUGUCAACAAUAUUCCAACUUGGUGCUUUUAGAAGAAAAUAUUAUUGCAUUUGCAUCUGGAAACCUGAUACAUGUCUUUAAUGUAGACACUAAAGAAUUAUGGUUCAGGCGAAGUGCUGGUGGUGGAGGCAUAGGCCACAUGACUAAAAACCCCAAUCCUAUGUAUCAACACCUUGCAGUAGCAGAGAAAGGUGACAAUCCAUCGAUAAUAAUUUAUGAAUGGCCCUCAUUUGGCAUAGUGUGUUUACUGAAGAAAGGUGCUGAUAAAAUAUACUCCCAUAUAAACUACAGCCCAGAUGGAGAGACGCUGUGUUCGCAAGGAGGAAAGCCUGACCGCCUGUUAACUGUGUGGAGCUGGAAGGAAUCCAAGAUAACUUUGCAAUGCCAAUCAUACAAUGACGAUGUGUAUAAAUCAACAUUCUCUCCCUCUGUUUCUGGGCAUAUUACAACAUGUGGUUCAGGUCAUAUUAAGUUCUGGAAGAUUGUAAAAACUUACACAGGUUAUAAGCUUUUGGAAUCACUUGGAAAGUUUGGAAGGACAGAGACGAGUGAUAUUAUUGGCUUCCUCGCACUUCCAGAUGCAAAGGUGAUAUCUGGCUGUGAGUGGGGCAACAUGUUGCUGUGGGAAGAAGGACUAAUCAAAGUUGAAGUUUCAAGAAAGAUGAAAAAAAGCUGUCAUUCUGCUCCAAUAACACAGUUUGAAUUUGAAAGUGGAAAUCUUAUAACUGUUGGGCUUGAUGGAUUCAUAAGGAUGUGGUAUUUUGACACAAUAGAUGCAGCAGACCCACCAGAAGAGAACCGCUUCAUUGAGGUGGAGCCAAGGAUGGAGUUUGAAAUUAAGAAUGAUGACAACCACGCUGCUCUCAUGUGUGUUGUGAAGAUCUUGAAAGAUCCUGAAGACACCUUCUGGUAUGGUCAGGAUGCCAAUGGUGGUAUAUGGAAAUUUGACCUGAACGUGAAGAGCUCUCUUCGACAGCCUCCUCAUCAGCUCUUGAUAUGUCAUGCUGGACCAGUGAUGGACAUGGCUGCCUCACCAGUGGAUGAACACUUUGCAACACUUGGAAAGGAUGGGAGACUCUUCAUCUACAAUUAUCUUGAAAAGAAGCUUCGCCUUGUUAAGAGAUUUCCGGCACAAGGCUCGUGCCUCCUAUGGCUGCCAUUAAAUGUGGACAAGACAGGAACUAUGCUGAUAGCUGGGUUUAGUGAUGGCGUAGUGCGAGUAACAGUCGUAUCCUUACAAGAAAAAAUGAAAAACACCAGCUCUGGGGAAGAACUCAUAACAUUAAUUCAGACUACAAAACCACAUACCAAACCAGUUACAGCACUGAGCAUAAAUAAUAAGGGAACAAUAUUAUUAACUGGAAGUGAAGAUUCUACAGUUUUUGUAUAUCAGAUUGCACAAAGCGCUAAAUACAUCUCAUUGGUACCGAUAGGGUUUGUGAUCGUACCCAGUGCUGUUACAUUCCUCAACUGGAAACCUGAUACGAUUACAACGCUGCUGGUAUGCUGCAAUGCUGGGUCACUCGUGGAAGUGACCCUUCCUGAAUGUCCUCAGAAGUAUACCGACGUCUCUUUCCAUCUCGUAAAAACUGAAACUAGGAGCAUUACAUUCCGAAGCUGCAAAUCACAGAUCCGAAAGAACAUGAAAUUGAAAGAAAAAGGACAGAAGUUGAAAAAUCUAGAGAAAAAAAGAGAAGAGAUGGAAAAAAUUAAGAAUGCGAAUUUUGGAACGGAGGUUGAUGAAGAAACAUUUCUAGCUGAUUCAGAACCUGAAGAGGAGUUGGAGCCAUUAUAUUUUCCUCAGGUGCCCAAUGCAAUUCUGUUUGGUCUGUACACUCCAAAGGAUACAGUAUGGCUCUCUGUAUCAGGUUAUGAUGCAGGUUACAUGUAUGAAAUGGUGAUGGAUGAGGAGGAACCUACAUGCUGCACUAUGAUAACAGACGCGGAUGAUAUCCAGAUUUACAGCUACCUGUAUAACCAUAAUAAAAAGUAUCUGAUACUGGGGAUGGAAAACGGACAAAUCCGAGUGAAUCGUGUUAAUCCAAAUGACCAUACUGACUUGUCUGACUACUGGCUCUAUUCUAUGCAUGAUAACACAAAUGGCAGAAUUCGCUGUAUGUGUUUCAACUAUGAUCAGCGCUUCAUGUUCAGCUGUGGAGACGAUGGGAAUAUUUUCUCAUACCAAGUAAAUUUUGAGGACGACGGAGAUUACGUCAUACCCCAGAGGGAAACUACUGCAUCUCUUGGACUCCCUAUUCAAGAGAAAGUUGUAGACAUUGAAGACACAAAAUAUUUAAGUUUAGAGGAAACAAAGGCUAAAAUAGAACAUGACAAGAAGAUAGCAAUAACCAACCAGAGUAAACAGCAGGUUCUCCAGAGAUUAGAAGACCUAAAAAUAAAGUUUAGGGACAUCACCUUUAGGAAUGCGAAGUUGCCAGAGUCCCAACGUAUUCCUGUGAGUGACCUGGAAAUACACCCAGCCAUUACGAAAGAUUUGGAUGACACACUUCAGCGGCAAAUUGACCUUGUCAAACAAAACCUUGCUUUUGAUGUGGAGAAGAGUAGAUUAGGGUUACAGAAACUUCAGGAUUACUUCAUAAAUGUGCUAGAUUCUAUGACAGUCUACGUGUGUAGUAUCAGGACAAAUAAAAGUGUGUCCACGUAUAGGCAGAGAAAGCUGGGUAAGGAGUUUGAUGAUGCAAAGUUGGCAGUACAACUUAAAACAGAAGAGGCUGAGAGAAAAGGCAAGCAACUUAAGCAUGCAGUUUAUGCAGAAAAUGGUGAACUUUUUGGUAACAUAUACUAUUGUUUUGUGAAUUGCGUUAUCAUCAUCAUGUACUUACGUAACUUUUCUCUAAUUUGAACAGACAAACUGGAGGAAACUUUAAGAGUACGUGAAAUACACGUAGUACAGGCAGAAGCACCAAGAGAACCAGACAGAAAAAUUUCUGAGAUGGAAGCUUUUCUGCGAGCAGUUCCAACAAACACUGCCGAAUACAAAGCCAACAAAAAGCUGCAGAGACUGAUGAAAAGAUACCUGCAGAGAAAGGAAAGACAAGAACAAUGGCAGCUCCAGUGGGAUUUGCUUCUCAAAGAGAAGCCAGAUGAAACAAAGAACCAUCCAGAUAAUACAGCAGCUAUUAAAGAGGCACAAUUAACUAUUGGAGAUUAUAAGCUGAAGUCAGCGGCAAACUUCAUAGUGCCCAAACAUUUACGCAUGUCAGCAGUCAAGAAAUACGACCAACUUCUUGAAGCAAGGAAAAGAUUAUUCUUGAUGAAAGAUAAUUUCAACAGCAAGGUUUACGAUCUUCGGAACAAGAAGAUUGCUCUCGUACAGAGAUUCACUGAACUCAAUGCCACACUUAAGAAUAUCCAUAGGGAACUGGACCCAACACAAAGGAAGUUUCUACCUGAAAUUCCAAAAUUUGAUGAAAAACUUGAGUUUCCAGACAAGGGAAUUAAGCUAACUGAAAAGGACAUAGAAGCAUUAAUGCCACGAAAAACAGAGUAUUUUGACUCUAAUAUUCCCACGACAAAUCAAACUGCCAACGACAAAGAACCUGUGGAUGAGGAGCAUGAACUGCUGUGUUCAAAUUGUCAAGAGACUGAGGAGGGAACACGGCAGCAAAUUAUUUCCAAGCCGUAUUUUCCAAGAAGAAACAAUAUAUCAACGGAACAACGAGAAGCAUUGGUCAUUGAGGAUAACACCGAUACAGUCUGGGAGACUGAAAUGAGGGAACACAGGAUGAUGAGGAAACAAUACGAGCAGGACCAGAUCCUGAACGAGACAGAAAUGAAAACUGAAGCUUUUGACAAAGAGAUUGAAGAACUGUCACAUCUGAAGCUAAGAGUCGAUGUAGAAACACAGUUUCUUGAAUUGCAUUUACUCACCUUACAUCAGGAACUUCUUAUCCUCAAAGACUUUGAAAAUAUGGAUGAAAAAGUGACAAAUAAAGUGCUUGAUUCACUAAAGGAAAAAUAUGAGAUGGAAAGAAAGAUUAUCGACAUGCAGAAACAAAUUCAAAUAAAACAAACAGAGAUGAAUGACCUGUUAAAUGAAGAGAAGGAACUUGAAGAUAAGUUUAAUGCAGCAAUAAUGGACAGCAAAUUUGCUGACUUUUUGAGAAAGAUUUACAAGAAGAAGUGUAAACAACCAAAACUUCAAGAUCCUGAUGAUUUGCAAUCAAGCAGCUCAUCAUCAUCAGAAUCAGAUGAUGCACCCAGCCUGAGGUCAGAAAAACUUGGCCUAAUGAAAUUUGAUGAGAGUGCGUGCCCUGAAGGUUGCGAGCAAGAUCUCUAUGAUUUAACUUUUGUGCUAAGAUGCCAACGUCAUGGAUACGAACAAGACGUUACAAAAAUAAGGAAAGAAAUAGAAGAGGCCUUGAAGAAAGAAAUGGAAGAGAAUAUGGAGAAGAUGAAGGCUGUGGAAGCAGUUCUCGAAAUUAACCAAGAAGAACGGGAGAUUCUUCAGAGGGAAAAGCAACAUAAACUAAAUGAGGUAGAAUGUGUGGUCAUAUUGAAACUCAGUCAGAUGCAACACUUCAAGGAGGAUACAGACACUUUGGAGAAAAUUUCAAAUACCCUAGUCUUCUCACAGGAAGCUCUACAGAAACUGUACUCUCGUGCGGAAGAACUCAAGAAGGAAACGCAAAUACUGAAGGACAAAGAGAAGAAUGAUCAAAAACAUUUACACAGGACGAAGGUGGAGUGUCAACACAUGGUGGGGAUGAUUCACAAACUGAAGGAGGAUAUAACCGAGUGCAUGUUCAGGAAGUUUGGCGGAGAAAUUGACCUUGAUGAGUUGGAAGAGUCGGUCCUCAGGAGACUUCUGGCUGAAACUAAAUGUUCAAGGAAAGACAUAAUAGCAGCAUAUGAGAGGAAGAUAUCUGCAAUGCGGGAGAAACUUCGUGAUAAGCAAGAAAUCCUUUCUAGAUCUAUAUGGGAAAAUACAGAGAAGUUACAUCUGCUGACCAUCUUGGAAGACGAAAAGCGCCAUUUGGAGAAGUUAUCACAAAAACAGGCAUUCAAUCCAGAGCAAGCAUCCGAUAAAGACGACCCGUACACGUCUGAUAUCGAGAAGCUAAUUCAAAUUAAGGAACGUCAAGGUGCCAAAAUCAGAGCCUUAAAAAAUGAAAUAAAAAUGCUGAGUUUGAAAAGUAAACCAGUGCCACCUAUCUUGGGACCUGCAAUAACUGUCAUCCCUGAAACAAAGCCUGAAGCGACAUCGGAACAUGGCUCUGGGGCCGUGCGAAUGGGUUGAGGCACGUGCCACUCUACUGUACAAGAUAACCCUUUCAGUUCAACUCUUCAAAUGCCAUACAAUGUUUCGCUGUUGACUCAUGUAAAUGCAUAAUAAUCACGUAACACGAAUCCAUACAAUAGGGUAGAAGCACUGAAAAAUUUCUGGAAACAGUGCUGGAUUUAUGUAAACUAUUCCCAAGGUGGUGAGAGGGCAGUUGUUUCUGUGCCGAUGCGUAUUAGCAUGUGUUGAGAUCAUGACAUUAAAGUUUGCCAAGAACUGAA